AUGGGGGUCUCGUUCAAGGUUUCGAAGACCGGUCGGAGGUUCGUUCCCAGACCGGUCAAGCAAUCCGAUGACAACUCCGUUUCUGCUGCUGCGGAGGAUAAUGAUGGCCAGGACAACCUCGUUCUCCGAAAUUCUAAGGGAAGCAACCGAAAUGUUUCCGCCUUACCUCGGAACUCAUCUACGUUUGAUUUCGGCAACAAAUAUGGGGAUGCUUCUGAAAUCUCAGAAACAGAAGUUUCCUUUACAUUGAGCCUUUUUCUAGAUGGAUAUUCUAUUGGGAAGCCCUCUGAGGGGCCAUCAGUUAAUCAGACUUGUAUGGAAAUCCCAAAACUUUUACAUCCAUAUGAUAGGGCAUCCGAAACCCUUUUUUCUGCUAUUGAGGCUGGAAAACUGCCUGGAGAUAUCCUUGAUGACAUACCAUGCAAGUAUAUCAACGGGGUGCUUAUUUGUGAGGUGCGGGAUUACAGGAAAUGUAUUUCUGAAGCAGGAGGUAAUCUUACUUCCACCGCUGGUUCUCCAGUAGUUCAUAAAGUACGUCUUAGGAUGUCACUGGAGAACGUUGUAAAGGAUAUCCCAUCAAUCUCUGAUGGUGCUUGGACUUAUGGUGAUCUUAUGGAAGUUGAGUCUCGAAUACUGAAAGCCCUACAACCAAAACUGUGUCUUGACCCAACCCCACAAUUGGAAAGACUUGGUGAAUAUCUAGCUGCCACGAAGUUAAAUUUGGGUGUGUGCAACAUGAGGAAGAGGUUAAGGCAGAUACCUGAUGUCACAGUCACAAAUAACACCCACGGGAAAAAGGUAUGCAUUGACCGAGUUCCGGAGAGCUCAAGGUUUGGUGAUUCAGGGUCUGUUCUUCAGCAGCCUGUCCAAGAGAAUCUGCAAACUCAGAAUAACGGUCCAAACAGUAUGAUUGCAAUCAGGUCUAAUAUCCUCGGGGUAAAUACAUCGGUCCCAUCAUCACCUAUGGCAUCUAAUCCAUCCAAAUAUCAAAUGGGGGUAGGGAGCCCUAGAAUUAUGCAGGAUCCUAGGUCAUCUGUGUUAAAUUCAUCCAGUGCUUCACAUGGUGGACAGAACAUGGUUAUAUCUUAUUCCGAUAGGAGAGAUAAUCCAGAUAUGCCACAGAAUUUGAAUAAGAGAGAUCAAGAUAUGCAACAAAAUGCAAAUAAGAGAGCAAGGCAUACGACUGUUGGCGCUUACGGGACCCAACAGCAACAUAUAGGAUCACCUAUGGACAGCUUCCAAGGACAGGAUGCCCAUUGGAAAAAUACAAUAUUACAACGAGGAAUUCCUUAUGCCAAUAAUUCUGGGAUACAGAAGUAUCCCUUGCCAAUGUUCGAAGCAGGUUUGGAUCAAGAACAACCUGGGUCAGUGCCAUUCUCACAAGGAGGAAUAAAAUAUGGUUUAAAAGAAGAACCAGUUGAGACUGAGAGAUUGGACAAGCCAACAUUAGGUCAAAUUAGGAACGAAAUGCAUGGUGGGCUUGAGUCAGAACUGAAUCAGACAGAUGUUUCACAGUCGCGCCUGCCACAAAGGAUACCCCAGCAACUUAUGCGUUCAAACUUUCCCCAGACUCCUUGGAACAAUCUUGGUCUUCCAAUUGAAAAUAAUUCGAGAAAGGAGGAUCCUUACCAGAAGAGGAAGGUAAUUCAAAGUCCUCGUGUUUCUGCUGGAGGUGGUAUACCUCAGUCUCCUUUGUCAUCAAAAUCAGGAGAAGUGUCGGGUGGUUCCGUGGGACCCCAGGUUGGAGCAGCAGCUGUGACAAGCAGCUAUCUGCCUUCACAGAAGGAAAAGGUAAACAUGUUGGUGCCGUCCAUGGCUGGGGCAGAACCAUCUGUGACGUCCAGUGCUAAUGACUCGAUGCAGCGUCAACAUCAAGCACAACAUGUUGCAAAAAGACGAUCGAACUCCCUACCCAAAGCCCCAGCGAUGAGUGGGGUCAGUUCCCCCGCUAGUGUUAAUAAUAUGAGCAUGCCGAUAAAUGUCACCAGUCCUCCUAUGGGGAAUCCUCCUUUGGCUGAUGCACUGUUCGAUAAGUUUACUAAAAUCAAUGUAGUGACAAUGAGGCAUGGACUUAACCGGAAAAAGUCUAAGGUCGAUCAGUACCCUGCCAGGAAAAUAUUUUCUGGGCAGGAGCUUUCGGCUUGUUUCUCUAGUGAUUUAAGCACUAACGAGAGCUUCAAAGAUGACUCCUGCAAAAUGUUGUCCACAUCCCUCGUCGGAGGCAAUAUGAAUAUUUGCAAGAUUAGGGUCUUAAAUUUUCUACUGACAGACAACAACCUACAAGGGAACGGAUUCCCGAUUGUCCCUAGAGCACGGACCAGAUUGAUCAUGUCAGAGAAGCCUAAUGAUGGUACCGUGGCUUUUCAUAUUGGAGACAUAGAAGAUGCUCAAUAUUUGGCUGCUGAGGAUUACCUUCCUACCUUGCCUAAUACCCAUACUGCGGACUUGCUCGCUGCACAAUUCUCUGCACUGAUGAAACGUGAUGGAUAUAAUGUUGUUGACGAUCAUGUCCAACCAAAGUCAGUCCCACAUAUUCAUACCACUAGCAAUCAACCAAAUACUCCAGGAAGCCACCCAUAUAAUGCAACCGCUGAAAUGCAGCAGUAUUCGGAAGUAGUUUCGGGUCCGCAAUCAAGCGAUAUUAGCAAGUCAUCAAACAACGGAAGCAAUUCAUUCAACCCAUCAAAUAAUUUACAAGGGACAAGGAUGCUAGCUGCCCCCGGGAAUACUCAGGGAAUCCAGAUCUCUCAGGGAUUUCCAUCCACGGUCUCAAUGCCACCUAGGCCUCAACAACAGCCUGAUCCUGUAGCAGCAGCAUCUUUGCUACAGCAGAAUCCACAACAGCUGAUGCCAUCGCAGCAUCCCCAGUUCCAAAGAUCGGGUUUUGCUGCUCUGGCUUCUAAUCCCAUGUUGCCUACUAUCAGGCAGAACGCUAAUAUGCAGUUAGGUAAUUUUAUGGCGAAUAAAUCUACACACCUCCAACAUCAGAUGCUUCAGCAGCAGCAGCAGCAGCAGCAGCAGCAACAGCAACAUCAAUCGCAUCAAUUCCUCCAGAGAAAGAUGAUGCCAGGUCUUGGUAAUGCUGCCGGUGUGGGCAACAUGGCCAAUAACAUGGUUGGGUUUGGAGCCCUUAGUAAUAUGAUGGCCAUGGGGGGUGUGAGGGGAGUUGGUGCCACAGGGAUUUCCUCGCCGAUGGCAUCCAUUGCAGGUAUGGGAAACAUGGCGCAGAACCCUUUGACUCUUAAUCCAGCUUCAAAUAUCAGCAACAUGAUCAAUCCACAAUUACGUCCUGGCAUGAAUCCGUUGCAAAGUAUGUUAAUGUCAAAGAUGGGCAGAGGAAACAUUGCUGGGGUUGUUUCUCAGUCUGGUAAUAUCUCUGGGGGUAUGGCUGGUGGUGGAGGUAUUGCUGGUGGAAGGCAGAUGAAUACCGGUGCUGUUGCAGGUCUCCAGAUGCUUGGUACUGCUAUGAAUCGGGGGAACAUGAACCAGAUGCAGCGGCCCAUUGGACAUAUGGGACCGCCUAAAGUAAUGACUGGCAACAGUUCUUACCUUGCCCAGCAGCAGUUGCAGCAUAUUCAGCAGAUGCAACCGCAACUGCCACAACAGCAGCAGCAACAGUUGCAGCAGAUGCAACAACUACCGCAACAACAGCAACAGCAGCAGCAGCAAUUGCAACAGCAGGAAACUUCUUCACCAAUGCAGGCUGUUACGCCUCCCCAGGUUGGUUCGCCUUCACCAUCUAAUAUGGGAAUGCCGCAGCAGCUGAAUCAGCCAACCAAUCAGCAACAACAGCAGCAGCAACUACAGCAAGCUAGUCCACAACAGAUGAGUCAACGAACCCCAAUGAGCCCUCAACUAAGUUCUGGGGCAGUGCAUACCAUGAGUACUGGCGGCAAUCAAGAAGCUUUGCCAGCAAGCCCUCAACUGAGCUCGCAGACCCUGGGUUCUGUUGGUAGCAUCACUAAUUCACCGAUGGAGCUACAGGGGGCCAACAAGAGUAAUUGA
Oldenlandia corymbosa var. corymbosa is the source of this 4005-nucleotide messenger RNA. NCBI's taxonomy places the organism in Eukaryota, Viridiplantae, Streptophyta, Magnoliopsida, Gentianales, Rubiaceae. The record is from the annotation of a GenBank genome assembly.